Arabidopsis lyrata subsp. lyrata is the source of this 2089-nucleotide messenger RNA. RefSeq lists its product as uncharacterized. Gene Ontology annotation, molecular function: DNA-7-methylguanine glycosylase activity; DNA-3-methyladenine glycosylase activity; alkylated DNA binding. Bases 187 to 1503 code for a protein of 438 amino acids. Gene Ontology annotation, biological process: base-excision repair; base-excision repair, AP site formation; DNA alkylation repair. Lineage: Eukaryota; Viridiplantae; Streptophyta; Magnoliopsida; Brassicales; Brassicaceae. The record is from RefSeq and is a predicted model, not a curated record. Gene Ontology annotation, cellular component: protein-DNA complex; nucleus. The transcript is spliced from 3 exons.
AAGACUUUCUGUCAUUCAUUUUUUAUUUCGGUGAACACUAUAUUUCCCUCACACACAACACAAAGAGUUAUUCUUGACUUCUUGUAAAAUAAAAACUGUAGGGUUUAUUGAGCCCAAUUUUGAAGACCCAUUGGGCAUAUUAAGAGAGGCCCAUAUUGAGGACGUCGGAGCGUGAAGGCCACUCUCAUGAAAAAGAGCGUUAGAGAAGAAUUAACGUCAACACCCGAGACGCAACUUCACUCGGUCGUGGCUUAUUCUCCGAUUAGGUUUUUGAUUCUCUUCGUCUUCGUCUUCGUCUCUGAAGCGACCAAAAACCCUAAUUUUACCAAUCCGAAAUUCCGAUUUCACAUGGGUGAACAUUCACCUUCUCAACCAUCGUCUCAAACUCAUCCCCAAAAUCAACCAGAAUCACCCAAUCCCGAAACCCCUAAUCCAAUUCCACCGGGAACUAACGAUGAUGACUCCGCCUCAUCCGCCGGAGUUUCUGGCUCAAUCGUCUCAUUAACCACCAUUGAAGCACCACGAGUCACUGAAUUAGGCAAUGUAUCGUCUCCACCUUCCAAAAUCCCACUCCGUCCUCGAAAAAUCCGGAAACUUUCACCCGACGAUGACGCUUCCGGUAACGGCGACGGAUUCAAUCCGGAGCAUAACCUUUUGGCGACGACUUCAAAACCGGCAGUGAAGAGUAAAUUGUCACAGUCACGCUGUGUAACCGUGCCGAGAAUCCACGCGAGGUCUCUAACCUGUGAAGGCGAGCUUGAAGCAGCGCUUCACCAUCUCCGAAGUGUUGAUCCUCUGCUCGCGUCGUUAAUUGACAUUCACCCACCACCAACGUUCGAGACUUUUCAUACUCCGUUCUUGGCUUUGAUUCGAAGCAUUCUUUAUCAGCAGUUAGCAGCUAAGGCAGGGAAUUCAAUCUACACCCGCUUCGUUGCCUUAUGCGGCGGUGAAAACGGCGUCGUUCCAGAGAAUGUAUUGCCUUUAACACCUCAACAGCUUCGACAAAUCGGUGUUUCCGGGCGUAAAGCCAGUUACCUUCAUGAUCUUGCUAGGAAAUAUCAAAAUGGGAUCUUGUCGGAUUCUGGAAUAGUGAAUAUGGAUGAGAAAUCUUUGUUCACCAUGUUAACAAUGGUGAAUGGGAUUGGCUCAUGGUCAGUUCAUAUGUUUAUGAUAAACUCUCUUCAUAGACCCGAUGUGUUACCAGUUAAUGAUCUUGGUGUAAGGAAAGGUGUGCAGAUGCUUAAUGCCAUGGAGGAUUUGCCUCGUCCAUCGAAAAUGGAGCAGCUUUGCGAGAAAUGGCGUCCGUAUAGAUCAGUAGCGUCGUGGUACAUGUGGCGGCUCAUUGAAUCUAAAGGUACACCACCGAAUGCUGCGGCUGUGACGGCUGGAGCUGCUCUUUCGUUUCCACAGUUGGAAGACAUUCAACAACAACAAGAAGAACAACAUCAUCAACAACAGCCACAGCUUAUGGACCCCCUUAAUAAUGUGUUCAGUAUCGGAUAGAGCGAGCAUUGGAGUGAUUGCGUUAUUGCUAUUACUUGCUGAGAUUGGUAAAGAAAAUACUCGUAUGAGCGUACAAGUCACCUGAGAAGAUAGGGUAGUUUUGUGGAGCUUAGGAUAUUCAAGAAUAGCAUCUAUAUUCUAUGCAGGGAAUUGGUUUGAGGUUGGUUUUCUUGGCUGGAUAGACCUAUUUGAUCUUCUGGCUGUAGUUGAUAGAUUUCUCAUGUCAAGUCCUUUGCUUAUCUUCAUCUAGUCCUCAGCCUUAGGCUAAUCACGUUUAUGGCAGUGUAUACCUUCACUAAAACUAGAUGAGAUGGAAGAAAAUGGUACUUUAGGACUUCUAAUAUUUGAGACGUCACCUAUGGUACUAAUGUUUCACAUUGCCACAAGCAAAUGCAAAAGACACUAGUCAAGAAAAUUGCUUACAGUGGGUUUAACCAUCGAUAGCAUGAUAAGUGAACCUUUUCUCAUCCAAGUUACUUUUUUUCGUAAUGCUGAAUGCUUGGUUGUGAAUUAAGAAGACUAGUUACAAUAAUAACAACAAUGUUUAUUAUACAUUAUUCUUCUAAUUUGGUUCUUAUUGUUUUCU